AUGACAUUGUUUGGCAACUCUGAAGCAUAUGCAACCCAGACGCCGUUGUCAAACAUUCACCAGUCGACGCCGGUUAACUGUCACAAUAGCUACCGUUUUAUACAAUUAUCGCGUAGUGCAAACGAAAAAACGCGACGCGGUUACAUGAGGCGCUUGAGAAAACCCACAGCAAAAGGCAAAAGUGGUGAAGACACAACAACGGCGGCUAGUGGCGGUGGUGCAGCAUCAUCUUCAAGUGAUAUCAACGUUUCCAGCGAAAAUACCUCCCGAGAGGAUAGUGCGACGCAUGGUACCACAACAAAUAAUACGGAAAAUAUAUCGCCCACCACCAGCACCCACAAAACGUUGGUGACAACGACACCAACCAAAUCAUCGAAGUCGUCACGACGCAACGCAAUGGAUACAACAAAUGGCGGCGGCGGUGGUGGCGGGAGCAGCACAACCACCACGGGCAACCUCCUCAGUCCGGAUGUGUUUAAACAUUUCGAAAAGUCGGGAAAGAGUGAAUUUUUGAAAUAUUUAAAACAACAUUGCCGUGACAAUGAAAGUCCAUAUAUGGGAGCCAAGAGUGAUUUUAAAUUUGGUGUCUCCAGUGCCAUAUAUGAUCUAUUGUGGCAAGGUGUUCGAUGUAACCUGAAAAAGGAUACCGUAUUGAAUACGCUGAGUGAAGUUGUGCCCCUUCAUGAAGACUUCCCCUCUCUCAUCUUGGAUGUGGUGAAUGUAUUGGAUGCGGAAACAUCUCUAAUGACCGAUGGCAUACAGGAGGAGCGUUUAAUGUUCUGUCAAAUUCUCAAGGAUUUGGAAAAAGUUAUUCCGGAUAAAUUGAUUAAAGAAAGACUGGAAAUUGAUACUCUGCAAGAAGUUGGCAUUGUCAAGAAUAAAGUGUUCUAUACGAAAUUCAUUAAAAUUAAAACUAAAUUAUAUUACAAACAACGACGUUUCAAUCUAUUCCGUGAGGAAAGUGAAGGCUAUGCCAAACUAAUAACGGAAUUAAAUCAAGAAUUUGAGGAUGAUGUUACCUCAGAUAGCAUUAUGGAUAUAAUUAAGUCGUUAAUUGGUUGCUUUAAUUUGGAUCCCAAUCGUGUUUUGGAUAUCAUUUUGGAGUCCUUUGAAUCACGCCCAGAACGUUGGCAAUUAUUUAUACCACUGCUCAGGGCCUAUAUGCCAAAUGGUUCAAUUAUUUGUGAAGUUUUGGGUUAUAAAUUCCGUUACUUUGCCGAUUCAAAAACACCACGUUCAUUAUUUCAUGUCUGUUCAUUGUUAUUGAAAUAUGGUGUGAUAGAUUUAAAUGAUAUCUAUGUGUGGCUUUCGCCAACGGAUAGUGCCAUUACCAGUGAAUGGGAACAAGAUAUAGCUGAUGCUAAAGAAUUUGUACGCAAAAUGAAUGUUAUUGUUACCAAUAAGGAUAAAGAACCCGCCGAACCAGAACCUGAAAAGGAAUAUAAUUUAGAAAAAUAUCUUGCCAAUCAAAAAUUUGGCCUAUGCGAAGGUCUACUCAAAGUAGGCGAUUGGGAUAAUGCCUUGAGAAUUAUUAAAAAAUUACCCGAACAAUCGGUAGUGGUACAUGAACCGAUAGCCCGGGCCUUGGCUGAACUCAUACACAUCAGUAUCGAUCAGUUGUAUCGUACAAAAUGUUUUAAAAUCUCCCCAGCAGCAACAUUACAAAAACGUCGCCUAGCCGAUGACUCCAAGCUAUUGCAAAAAAUACGAGCCAAAGACUUUAGUGAUUUGCGGAGUUAUGUUAUCCCAAUGGUUAUAGCAUUGGGUCCAUCGUUACACUAUGAUACAGUGCUAAUGUAUAAAUUGAUACGUAUUAUGCGCACCAUUAUCAUGGAUAUGGGUGUGGAUAGUCAAAAUUUACCACCAGCAAAUAGUGAAUCAGAAACUCUCUACAAUGAAACAAUGACUAUUAUGGAUGCGGCAAUAUUGCCGGCGCUAUCCUAUUUGGAUUGCAAUUGUCCCAUAGCUGAGGAGAUAUGGACGGUUUUGAAAUAUUUUCCAUAUCAUUAUCGUUAUGCUUUAUAUGCCCGCUGGAAAAACGACACCUACCUCUUGCAUCCCCAACUUAUUCGCCGCCGCGGCAAGGCCCAAAAACACAUUAAGGCCAUUAUGAAACGUGUCAGCAAGGAAAAUGUCAAACCUUUGGGUAGGCAAAUUGGCAAGCUCAGCCAUUGUGCUCCGGGUUUUUUGUUUGAUUAUAUUCUCUUACAAAUACAAAUCUAUGAUAAUCUAAUUGGUCCUGUCGUAGAUUCUUUGAAAUAUUUAACUUUCCUCUCAUUUGAUUGUUUGGGUUAUUGUUUAAUUGAGGCCCUAACCAUGGCCGAUAGAGAUCGUUUUAAACACGAUGGCACAUCCAUAUCAUUGUGGUUGCAGAGUUUGGCUUCGUUUUGUGGUGCCAUCUUUAAGAAAUAUAACAUCGAACUGAGUGGCCUGUUGCAAUAUGUUGCCAAUCAAUUGAAAUCACAAAAGAGUUUGGACCUGCUGAUCCUCAAAGAAAUUGUUCAAAAAAUGGCUGGUGUCGAGUCGGCCGAAGAAAUGACCAAUGAACAGUUGAAUGCCAUGUGUGGCGGAGAGUUGCUGAGAGGAGAGGCUGGUUAUUUCAGUCAAGUUCGCAAUACGAAAAAAUCGUCACAACGUCUUAAAGAUGCCUUGGCUAAUCAUGAUUUGGCUGUGACUCUAUGUCUGCUGAUGGCUCAACAAAAACAUUGUGUUAUUUACCGGGAAACGGCACAAUCGCAUUUGAAAUUGGUGGGAAAACUCUAUGAUCAAUGUCAAGAUACAUUGGUACAGUUUGGUACAUUCCUGGGUUCUUCAUAUUCCGUAGAUGAAUAUGUGGAGCGGCUACCCUCCAUCAUUGCCAUGCUACAGGAUUAUCAUAUCAAUUCAGAUGUGGCCUUCUUUUUGGCCCGACCCAUGUUUACACAUCAAAUUAAUCAAAAAUAUGAUCAAUUACGCAAAGCCGAUCCCAAUGCCAAGAAAUUAACCAAUAAUCAAAAAUUGCAAAAAUACUUGGAGGCCACCAAUUUAAUUAUGAAUCCCAUUGUUGAGUCGGUGCGUCCUUUGCAUGGUCUCAAGGUUUGGGAAGACAUCUCUCCCCAGUUCUUUGUAACAUUUUGGUCUCUCAGCAUGUAUGAUUUACAAGUUCCGCAUGAUAGUUAUCAAAAGGAAAUUACCAAAUUGAAACAGCUGUCACAAAUGGCGGCGGAUUCUAAGGAUUCGAAUGCCUCAAAAAAUAAAAAGGAACAGGAACGUUAUAUUGCCCUCAUGGAUAAGCUGCAGGAUGAACGCAAGAAACAGCAAGAACAUGUUGAUAAAAUCCUGCAACGUUUACAGCAACAAAAGGACAAUUGGUUUUUGUCCCGUUCCGCGAAGUCGGCGAAAAACGAAACCAUUACACAAUUUUUACAAUUGUGUCUGUUUCCAAGAUGUACUUUCACUGCCCUCGAUGCCUUAUAUUGUGCAAAAUUUGUCCAUACCAUACACAAUUUAAAAGCAGCUAAUUUCUCCACAUUGCUGUGUUAUGAUAGGAUCUUUUGUGAUAUCACAUAUUCGGUAACAUCCUGCACCGAGAAUGAGGCUACACGUUAUGGACGUUUCCUCUGUGCCAUGCUGGAAACUGUAAUGCGUUGGCAUUCCGAUCAGGCCACCUUCAACCGGGAAUGUGCCAACUAUCCUGGCUUUGUUACCAAGUUUCGUGUCAGCAAUCAAUUCUCUGAAGCCAAUGAUCAUGUGGGCUAUGAAAAUUAUCGUCAUGUCUGUCACAAAUGGCAUUAUAAAAUUACCAAAGCGAUCGUAUUCUGUCUGGAUUCCAAGGAAUAUAUGCAAAUUCGUAAUGCUUUGAUAAUCUUAAUGCGUAUCUUGCCACAUUAUCCGGUCUUAGCUAAAUUGGCGCAGAUAAUUGAACGUAAAGUGGAGAAGGUGCGGGAAGAGGAGAAAAACAAACGACCGGAUUUAUUUGUUAUAGCUUCAAGUUAUAUUGGCCAAUUGAAGACGAAGGCGGCACAAAUGAUUAAGGAAAGUGAUUUUCAUCAGGUUACAGAACGGCCGGUUCGAGCGGAAACUGUGCAGGCAACGGCUACAACACCAACUACGCCAGCUCCUGCUGCGGCCACAAGUACAACACCAACCACGGCGACAGCAGCUGCCACAACUCCACCGAUAUCAGCUGUUAUUAAUUUAACCGGUAAUGGCAGCAAUACUCCAUCCCUGCCCGCGGAAACUAAACAGACCAGCAAUGGAGAAAUUAAAGCGGAUAAACGCGACAAGGAACGCUCUGAGCGACCUUCGAAAAUAAUCAAACUCAAUUCGGGUUCGAAUGCCACCUCUGAACGUGAACGGGGAGAACGUGAUCGUGGAGAUCGCAGUGACACCGCCAGCGCGCGCAACAUGACCACUGUCAUCGAUAUCAGCAAUGAACCGGUUAUGCCAACCCCGAUUAUCAUUUCAGAUCGUGAUACGGAUCGUCAUAGUAGUACUCGUUCUCUAAAAGACUCCAAAAAGGAUGAACGCUCAAGGGAUCGUGAUCGUGACAGGGAACCAAGAGAUCGUGAACGUGAUCGUGAAUCACAUCGUAACCAAAUAUUGGAUGAUGUUAUUAUUGAAACCAGUUCAUCGUCCCGAUCUAAACGGGAUAAACGUCGUGAGGAACGCUAUCGCAAUGAAUCACCCGUCGAAAUUAUAGAAACAACACCAGCCGCGCUCAGUAGUAACAAGAAUGACUAUGAUCGUGAAACACGUGAUCGUGAUUAUGACCGCAGCGAACGUGCCAGAGAUCGGGACUUGAGUUCCGUAUCGAAUGAAAGUAUUGGAUCGAUGCAACAACAACAACGACGUAGUCAAGAUGUUAUUGAUUAUGAAAAAGAUUCAAAACGUCGUAAAGUGGAUGCAUCAUCUUCCAAUUCAAAGAAGCAAAAUCUCGACGAUCAUAGUGAACAAUCGAAAAAGGAGCGCGGCCUCAAGAGCAAAGAGCGCAAAGAAAAGCUAACCGACGAAGAGAAAGAUGCCCGUAAAGAACGUAAAUUGGGGCGUAAGCGUGAGCGUUUGGAAGAAACCAGCAGUUCGGAACAUAAACGACGAAGAGAUGUGCAAAAUGGUGACGAUGAUCUACAGCAGCGGGAACGUGAUAAAUAUCAUGCCAGAGAUAAGUCACCGCAUGUACGCGAUACACGUGAACGUGAACGUUCUCAUGAGAAAUUCGAACGAGAUCGUGAGCGAGGAGAACGUGAACGCGAACGCAGUACUCGUGAUGAACGUAACUACGGUGGCAGUGGAGGAGGUGGUGGUGGUGGAGGCAGCGGCGGAGGCGGCGGCAGCAGCAGUAGUAGUACAAACACAAAAUCAACACGAAGUCGUAUUGGAUAUUAG
Messenger RNA from Musca vetustissima, 5364 nucleotides. RefSeq names its product THO complex subunit 2 (gene tho2). The record is from RefSeq and is a predicted model, not a curated record. Gene Ontology annotation, biological process: mRNA export from nucleus; mRNA processing. Gene Ontology annotation, molecular function: mRNA binding. Lineage: Eukaryota; Metazoa; Arthropoda; Insecta; Diptera; Muscidae. Gene Ontology annotation, cellular component: THO complex part of transcription export complex.